Messenger RNA from Triticum aestivum (bread wheat), 1393 nucleotides. Its product is annotated as vicilin-like seed storage protein At2g18540. Bases 194 to 1090 code for a protein of 298 amino acids. The transcript has 4 exons. NCBI's taxonomy places the organism in Eukaryota, Viridiplantae, Streptophyta, Magnoliopsida, Poales, Poaceae. The record is from RefSeq and is a predicted model, not a curated record.
GUUCGUCCCCGCCCUCCCCGCGUACUCGUCGCUCGAAACCUUCUUCCUCCUCCCACCUCCGUCCCAACUCCCAACGCCACCGUGCCGCACUGCGACUACCCCCACCGGAAGCCAGCCAGCCACCGCACCGCACCCUCCUCCCCAUCCACCCUAAACCACCUCGUGCUCCCUCCGCAAGCCCGCAUCCUCUGCGAUGAAUCAAGUUGGCCAGCGGCCACCACCGCCGGUGCCGGAGCCACGCCCACCGCCGCCGAUGGGGAGCUGGAUCAGGAUCUUGCGCUCGGUGGCCUCUUCAUUGGGAUUAUCUCUCCGCUCUCUCAUGGUGCUACUUUGGCGCGCAUGCCGCUUACCGGCGGGCCAAGACGAGGAGGAGCACAAUGAGGCCAAGAACAAGAACAAGAAGCAAUCAACGACAGAUGGCCAGGACGAUGAGGAUCGCCGGAGGAGGAUGGAGAGGGAGGCCAGGAAUAAGGCCAAGGCGGAGGCCGAGGCGAAGGCCAAGGCGGAGGCCGAGAAGACCAAGGCGGAGGCGGAGGCGGAGAGGCAAGAGAAGGAGGCCAAGAAAAGGAAUGAGGAGGAGGAGGCGGCCAAGAAGGAGGUGGAGUAUGCCAGGAGGAAGAAGGCAGAGACCAAGAAGAAGGAGGAGGAGAAGCUUGCCGAGGCCAUCAAAAAGGACAAGGAGAAGAAGAAGGAGGAGACGAAGAGACGGCAGCGGGAGGACGCCGCGCGGAGGAAGGAGGAGGCCAGGAUGGAGGAGGAGGACAGGCAAAGGAGGCGGGAGGAGGCCCAGAGGAGGAAGGAGGCGGACAGGAACAAAGAUGAGUAUGAGAUCGAGAGGGACGCUCACAGGAGCUUUUGGGAUAUAAACCUUAGCAGCCUCAAGGAUAAUCGAAUGACCGUGUGUAUGAUCUGCUACUUUGAAAAAAAGGACUAUAAGUAUGGAUGUAACGACGACCAGAAGGAUCGCCAUAUCAGAAAUCUUCACAAAGCGGGAGUGGAACACUGCAAGAAACCGGGUUGCUUUGUGAUUGCCAAGGACAAGAGCCAGGUAGGGAAGCACCGGUACUAUUAUCAUGGCAUCAGCAAGUAAAACGAUUGGUCAUCAUAUCAGCAAAUCGCACAAGGGAGUUGGGAUUGAACGUUGCAAGAAAAAGGGCUUCCUUGUUAUAGCCAAGGAGAGGAACAUCUUGCUCCAUAGUUUGAUGCUUCUGUAGGUCUCACGGUUUGAGCAAAUGAGCCCCAACUGUUUGGUGCUUCUGUAGCUGAGUGAUAGCAUUAGUUUUUACUCUGCUUCACAUGAGACUUCUGUAGCGAGUGCUAGCAUUAGUUUUUACUUUGUUUGGAGAAUUUGGUACGAAAAUCUUGUGAAUGGCCUUUGGUGAUGAAUGCAUGU